Molecule: messenger RNA, 646 nt
Organism: Erythranthe guttata (spotted monkey flower)
Lineage: Eukaryota; Viridiplantae; Streptophyta; Magnoliopsida; Lamiales; Phrymaceae
Product: SSUH2-like protein
Source: RefSeq, a predicted model, not a curated record
ACACAAAGCCUCAACUGUACAUUGUUAAAUAAACUAGCCUGUAUUUCUCAACUUCCCACCCAAGAAAAUAAUGAAGAGUUUGUACUUAUUGAGUAGCCGCUUAACUUUUCCACCACUAAUUCAACCAACUCCGAAUCGAAAAAAUAGCGGAAACUUUACCGUACACGCAGCAAAAUCUGGUGGAUUCUCGUUCAAAUCUUGUCAAACAUGUAAAGGCCAAGGUGCAGUAGAAUGCCAGGGGUGUAAGGGGACAGGAAAGAACAAGAAGAAUGGAAAUAUUUUCGAACGAUGGAAGUGCUUUGAUUGUCAAGGAUUUGGAAUGAAGGGCUGCCCUGUUUGCGGCAAAGGAGGAUUAACACCAGAACAACGUGGCGAAAGAUAAUUUGUCGAAAACCAGACACGUUAUUUUAUUUCGUUUUAAUUUCCUUAUGUAACAGCUUUCUUGAAUCAAUACAUGUGUGUCCUUAAUCGAGAACGGCAUAAAAAGUUUAAGUGGCGGUACAAAUCAAAGUCCCGUUAUCUCGAUAAAGUUUGCAUCCGGUUUUAGCUAAGCAGCAAUUGCACACCGGUUCGAGCUUUUGAGAACCCGAAGAAGGGCAAGUCAUAUAAAUACCUUGAUUGAUAAUGCAGUACAAUGGGCAGACUU